Fraxinus pennsylvanica is the source of this 1785-nucleotide messenger RNA. NCBI's taxonomy places the organism in Eukaryota, Viridiplantae, Streptophyta, Magnoliopsida, Lamiales, Oleaceae. The record is from the annotation of a GenBank genome assembly.
AUGGAGGAGCCCAAGAAAAUAUGUCAUGAGCAAGAAAAAAAUAAAAUGGUUUUAAAAUUAGGCGACGGCGGAGGCAUAGGAGCGGUGGUUUUGUUGGCCGGUGCUUUGGCUACUACCGCCGUGGCAUCAGCCUUUAUUGUCGGAUGGAACAGGUGGAAGUCCGGCGAGAAAAACCAGCACCACCAGUUGAGUCCACCACCAACGGCGGUAUCCCAUCAGUCACUGGGACAUAACAAUCCAAGCACUGAAGCAACAGAUGUGGUUGAGGCAGAGAAUGAUACUGCCCUGUUCGUCUCUACUGAGUGCACAAUACUGGAUGAGAAGCCCAAUCUUGAAAUUAAUGGUGGAAAAGGAGAUGCUGCCUAUAGUGAUGAAGAGACUCUCUGCGGCAAUAUUCCCAAAAAACUGGAAAUCAGUGCCAUUUCUGUUGACAGAUUCUAUGUGCCAAUUUUGGAUGAAAACGUGCUGUUUAAACCCGAGAGCACGAAGAACAACCAAGAUAAGCCCGUUGAUGUUGAAGAUAAACAGGUAGAAGGGGAUCCUGUGGAUGAUGAAAUAAGUGCCGUAAAAUGUGAAGCUGUUGAGACAAUUGAUGCAGAUCAGACUGUGCAAGAAUUGCAACUGAGUGAAGGAAAAACCGACAUGUGUUCUGAUCGAGAAGAAGGUGACGGGGUUCAUAGUAAUGAACUAAUCGAGGAAAAGUACAACCAAGAGACACUGAUGAAUAUCGAACAAAACAAAGUAGGAGGCCAUUGUGAUGAUGGAGAAAUCACUAAGGUGGAUAAAACUGCAGGAGAGAGAGAAUUGGACGAAGAAAAAAAGACCAACAUUUGUGGCACUCAAGAACCUAUUAGUACAGAAUCUUCCAAGGCUGAAUCUAUUGCUUCUGAAAAUUAUGGUGAAGAUGGGCAUAUUUUACAGCCAGCAGUUGAGAAUUUGCUUGUUAUGGAAAAUAGUACCACGAAUGAUGAUAAGAAAGAAUGCCUACAAGUGGAACUGAACGCUGCAGAAGAAAUCUCCUGUAAUGAUGAUGAAGAAACUGUCUGCAUUGACAAUACAACGCCAGCAAACAGUCAAUGUAGGGAUUAUGAUGAGCAUGUGCAUAUGCUUAACGGUUCAUCCCAUUUCACCUCUGAAAUUGUGAUCGCUGAUCACCCGAAAGAAGAGCUUCUUUUCGUUGAAGAAAUUGCAGCUUUGAAAGAGAAAGCAGCAAGUGGAGCAGAUGAUGAAAACCUGGAUGUGAAAGAAGACAAUCCCCUGACGCAGUUUCUUGAUUAUCAGCAAAAAGAGUAUGAAAGUGAUUCUGAGGAAAAUGAUGGAGAGGAAAUUGAGGUGGCGUUUGAGACUACUGGGGGUGAAGAUGAAGAGAAGGUCGAUGAUAUUGAAGAUGAAAGCAACAACAUGGCUGUAGAAGAUUUUGCUGAUAAGCUAGACGAGAACUUGGAAGGGAUAGGAAACUUCUCUGCAGAAUCAAAUGUGAACUUUAAAGGAAUGAACCUCGAUUGUCAAGAAAUGGAAGGAAAGAUUGAAGAAGAUAAAGCAGCUAGAGAAGGAAAAUAUAAUUUGCACGAAUACAAUAUCCAUCGUAGCACUGAAAAUUCGUCCAUUGACAAGUACGUAGUGGAGCUUGGAACACAGAACAAUCCGAUGAGAAAAAGAAUACUGAUAGGGACAUUUUCAGUCGUGUCGUGGAUCUCAUGCUCCUGGUUCUUUGGCUUAUCGUUUGUCAAGCUUAGUCUAAUUGUGUUCUUAACCAUGGUUCUCUCAAAGAUCCCAGGCUACUGA